Messenger RNA from Oppia nitens, 1026 nucleotides. RefSeq names its product procathepsin L-like. NCBI's taxonomy places the organism in Eukaryota, Metazoa, Arthropoda, Arachnida, Sarcoptiformes, Oppiidae. The coding region runs from base 1 to 1026 and encodes 341 amino acids. The record is from RefSeq and is a predicted model, not a curated record. Gene Ontology annotation, molecular function: cysteine-type endopeptidase activity. The transcript has 3 exons. Gene Ontology annotation, cellular component: lysosome.
AUGUUAAUUAAAAUAACUUUAUUGACAUUAUUAGCAGCGGUUAACUGUAUGCCAAUGCUUACCGAUGACCAAAUUGAACAGCAAUGGCAACAAUACAAAAGAAACUUUAAAUCAAUUGAAUUUUAUGACACAAAUGAAGAGGCGAUACGCCGUCAGAUAUUUGAGACAAACUAUCGCAUGAUUUUGAAACAUAAUGCCGAAGCGGCCAGUGGUCAACAUAAAUAUCGGUUGGCUCUCAACAAGUUUGCCGACCUGACCGACGAUGAGUAUCGGCGUUAUUUGAAUAUGAAAGCAAUACCAUUGAAGAAAAAUGAAUACCGAAAAUCAGUCGAAAGUAAAGUUAAUGUUAAGGAUUUGCCCGAAUCGGUGAACUGGAGUGAAAAAGGUGUCGUAACGGCUGUUAAAGAUCAGGGACAGUGCGGUUCAUGUUUUGCAUUCAGUAGUAUCGACUCUAUUGAAAGCCAACAUGCUAUCAAAACUGGACGACUGGUGCGAUUGUCGCCGCAAAACAUUAUUGAUUGCAUACCUCCCAUCUCGGAUGAGAUGGAUAGUUGCGAAAGCGGUGGUUUCAUGCAUUUGGUUAUGGAGUUUGUGAUGAAAGAGGGCGGUGUCGACACCGAGUCUUCCUAUCCAUACUAUGCACGGGUCGGUCGUUGCAAUUAUAGACAGAAAUAUUCUGGCGCUUCAAUCACUGGUUAUGUCAACGUCACAGAAGGCGACGAAUCGGCCCUUCAGGAAGCAGUUGCAACAGUCGGUCCGGUGACCAUCGGUAUCGAUGCCUCGGCGUCGGGAUUCAGGUUUUAUUUGGACGGUGUAUUUGUUGACGACUCCGGUGAGUGCGGUAGUGAAUUGAAUCACGGAGUGGUUACUGUCGGCUACGGCAAUGAAGACGGACAGGACUAUUGGCUGAUUAAAAACUCGUGGGGAACGGUCUAUGGAGACGGAGGUUACAUGAAAAUGGCCAGAAAUAAUGAUAACCAAUGCGGUGUCGCCUCUUAUGCUCUCUACCCAACCGGUGUCAACUAA